GGGAUGGAAAGCGCAUCCUCACAUCUGUCAGGGACUUAGACACCAUCCUGAGUGAAGUGAAGUGAUCACCCUCUACACACCUGCUCACACACUAGUGUCCCUCUGUGAUCACAGCCUGGUCUGGACCAGGGAGAUUCCCUCUACACCUAUACCAGAGACUUCAAAACCUCCGGAAAACCCAUUGGCUAACUCUAUCCUCAGCAGUGUGGAGCUUGUCCUGCUCAUCCAGUGGAAAUACCCAGUGUAACUGGUCUAUGUGGACCCGUUCAGGUCUGGAUCUGCUUAACUGAGUUCUCCUAAACUAAAACAACACCUGGGAUAUCCAGAAAGGAGGAAUCAUAAAAUCCUGCUCUCUUUGAAUUGGACUGGACAUAUCAUAAUCUCAUAUGGGACAUAUCCAACAUGAUGACAAGUACGUGAAAAGAGAAGAAAGUAAACAUUGCAAUGGGGCCUGCUGCUGUAGUGAUGCCUCUGACUACUCUUCUGUGAAAUAUGGAGAAAUCUGGUCCGAUGCUGGCCUCUAUUCCUAAUCGCACAGGGGACAACCUCACAACCGGUCUAUGGGGACCCAACCCCACAGUCCCUGCAGAGGUGGGAGUGGUCACCAGCUCCCAGUCUCAGAUUAAAGAUCUGAUUGGGCUGUUUGCAAUGGUGACCCUUAAUCUCAUCGCCCUAUUGGCCAACACUGGAGUCAUGGUGGCCAUCGCCCGCGCCCCACACCUGAAGAGGUUUGCCUUUGUGUGCCACCUGUGUGCAGUGGACCUGCUGUGUGCCAUCCUCCUCAUGCCCCUGGGCAUCAUAUCCAACUCACCCUUCUUUGGCACCGUGGUGUUCACGGUGUUGGAGUGCCAGGUCUACAUCUUCCUCAACGUGUUCCUCAUCUGUGCCUCCAUCCUCACCAUCACCGCCAUCAGUGUGGAGCGCUACUACUACAUCGUCCAUCCCAUGCGCUACGAGGUGAAGAUGAGCAUCAAUCUAGCCAUCAGCAUAAUGCUCCUCAUAUGGGUCAAGUCCAUCCUUCUGGCCCUGGUCACCCUGUUUGGUUGGCCUGCCUACGGGGCCCACAGCUCCAUUGCUGCCAACCACUGCUCCCUCCACUGGAGCCACAGUCGGUUGAGGAAGGUGUUCGCCGUGCUCUUCAGCGUGGUGUGUUUCCUGUUACCUGCCAUUGUCAUCUUCGCUGUCUACUGUAACGUGUACAAGGUGGCGCGCUCGGCUGCCCUGCAGCACGCACCCGCGACCACAACCUGGGCCUCGUCCAACCCAGCCAAACGUGCCAACCGUUCUGACUCCAUCAACAGCCAGACCACCAUCAUCACCACCACCCGCAGCCUGCCCCAGAGACUGUCCCCUGAGAGGGCAUUCAGCGGGGGUAAGGCUGCCCUCACCCUGGUGGUCAUUGUGAGCCAGUUCCUGCUCUGCUGGCUGCCUUACUUCUCCUUCCACCUGCACUUGUCCUUCAGAUCGUCCCUGCAGAGUCCUGGGGACGUGGAGGAGGCCGUCACCUGGCUUGCCUACUCCUCCUUCGCUGUCAACCCUUUCUUUUAUGGCCUUCUCAACAGGCAGAUCAGGGAGGAGUUGGUCAAGUUCCGGCGCUGCUGCUCCUCCGGGCCAGUGGAGCUGGUGGCCUCCAGCCAUGAGGGCUCCUUUCAGGAGAACUUCCUCCAGUUCAUUCAGAGAAGCAGCAGCACGGCCGACAAGCGCUCCAGCUGCACCAACUCCAGCCCCAGGAACACUCUGGACCAGGGGGUCAGAAUACCUGGCCAGAUACCAGAGGAGCAUGGCUAAACAAAGGACAGUGGACAACACACUUCAAUUUGGACUGUUAAUAUGACAGCUCUCUGUACUCUCACCCUGAGUUUUUCCUGAUUAUGUGUCCUGACCAGGAAAACUAUAGGGCCCUGAGGUUUUUCAGGUCAGAUCAUGUGGUUGGUAAAAACUCAAUCCUGUACUCAUAAGCUGUACCUAAUAUGCCUCUGAGUAGGUGUCCAUUAUUUAUUGGUAUGGGAUUCAUUCAGGUAAGGUCUCCAACACAAGACCAGUGUUUUAAUGUGAAAUAAGAAAUUAUUGUGACAGAAUUUAAUUGACUUUACCAUUGUUUCAUGACAGGCCUAAACCGAAACAUUAUGUUAAACAGUCUCCAUAUAUACUUCCAUUCAUUGUUUCAACUGGUAGCAAGGGACCUUCAGAUGAGUUUCGUGUGGCCUCACCAUCAUGUUCGUUAGAGUCUCAUCUUUCCAUAGUUUGUAGGCCAAACCGUUGGUACGCUACAAAUGAUUUUGUGAGCAGACCGAUUUUCGGGAUUGUCUCGUGGUCUGACGAACACCACUCUAGUUCUUUCACCACAGAUGCAGAAUUGUGAUAUAGGCAGAUGUGGUGGACUGAGAGGCAUCCAUUUCCCCCAAAAACACAUCUCUAGCUUAAAUUGACAGAUUUUUAUGGGGAUUUUUUUAUUAUUACAAUUAGAUUUACACAGGGGCGCGGACAUCGACCUUAGGGGGUUAAAAUGUAUGCUUGUUUUAUAUAAUGUUGUAUGAAUCAUAAUCUCAGCAAAAAAAGAAACAUCCUCUCACUGUCAACUGCGUUUAUUUUCAGCAAACUCAACAUUUGUAUAUAUUUGUAUGAACAUAACAAGAUUCAACAACUGAGACAUAAACUGAACAAGUUCCACACACAUGUG
Molecule: messenger RNA, 2680 nt
Organism: Salmo salar (Atlantic salmon)
Lineage: Eukaryota; Metazoa; Chordata; Actinopteri; Salmoniformes; Salmonidae
Product: putative G-protein coupled receptor
Biological process (GO): G protein-coupled receptor signaling pathway
Cellular component (GO): endosome; signaling receptor complex; plasma membrane
Molecular function (GO): G protein-coupled receptor activity
Source: RefSeq, a predicted model, not a curated record